AUGGUGGCGCUGAGCCCCCUGCCCCUAAGCAGGGGUUUCACCGAGGUAGAAGUGCUGUGCCUCAUUAAAGACUACUGGCAUAAUUCUGUACCAAAAAACAUCCGCAUGCUCGCUACCAGGCUCUUCAGGCCCAGGGCUGGAAUAAGUUUGAGGAAACAGACCCCAUCAGCUGUUCAGAAGAUAAAACAGCUUCUUAAAGAUAAACCUGAGCAUGUAGGUGUGAAAGUAGGUGUUCGUACAAGGGGAUGCAAUGGACUUUCUUACACAUUAGAAUAUACAAAAUCGAAAGGAGACUCAAAUGAAGAAGUAGUUCAAGAUGGGGUUAGAGUGUUUAUUGAGAAGAAGGCACAGCUGACGCUGCUAGGAACUGAAAUGGACUAUGUAGAAGACAAACUGUCCAGUGAAUUUGUCUUCAAUAAUCCAAACAUCAAAGGAACAUGUGGCUGUGGAGAAAGCUUUAACAUCUGAAAUCUCAGGAGUACUACUGUGACUUUGAACACCCCAAAACACUUACUAUUAUGGCUUUCGGAAGCAAAUGCAUUUCCUUCAGGUUCAUAGGCUGCAUAAAGUGUGGAUACCAUUAAGAAAAAUAAACCUAAAUCGUGUUGAGAAUGUAAAUUGUAUAUUAAAUUCCACCACUGAUGUAGUUGUGCUAUAAUUUGUGAUGAGUUGGAAUCCAAAAGGUAAGAACAGUAAGUGCUGUAGUAACAUCUCUGUACUUUCACAUGCCAAGGAAAUAAAAUUUCACUGUUCUUUCCCU
Opisthocomus hoazin is the source of this 760-nucleotide messenger RNA. Lineage: Eukaryota; Metazoa; Chordata; Aves; Opisthocomiformes; Opisthocomidae. The record is from RefSeq and is a predicted model, not a curated record.